Messenger RNA from Schistocerca cancellata (South American locust), 1035 nucleotides. RefSeq names its product brachyurin-like. Gene Ontology annotation, molecular function: serine-type endopeptidase activity; peptidase inhibitor activity. Lineage: Eukaryota; Metazoa; Arthropoda; Insecta; Orthoptera; Acrididae. Gene Ontology annotation, biological process: proteolysis. The coding region runs from base 1 to 1035 and encodes 344 amino acids. The transcript is spliced from 8 exons. The record is from RefSeq and is a predicted model, not a curated record.
AUGGCGCUACGACUCUUCCUCGUCGUCUCCCUGGCGAUCUUUGCUCUGACGACAGUGUGUACCUAUAACCAAAAUAGAAGCUGCAAACCGGGACGGCCCUUCAUGAGAAAGUGUAACAUCUGCUGGUGCGCCUCUGAUGGAACUCCUGGGGGCUGCACCAACUACAAGUGCCCCGAUGAUGUUGCAGCAGUCGCUAGUUCCAGUGCGUUGUCUGAUUCGCGCAUCGUCGGAGGGAAAAAGGUGCAGCCCGGCGAAAUCCCGUACCAGGCGCUGAUGGUGUCUGACUACUCAUCGAUUUGCGGUGCAUCGCUCAUCUCCAAGUCCGCCGUCCUCUCUGCGGCACAUUGCGUCGAAGAUUUCCAUACGUUUCAAGUGACGCUGGGGACCAUCAAACUGUACUCCUUCGACUGGGAGGACAACUUGGUACGCAUUUACAGCCGCGAGGGUGUAGUCCACCCUUCCUACAGUAGCGUGUCUCUCAAACAUGACGUGGCUGUUGUCCUCCUGAAACCCGAAGUAGCCCUAAGCUCGUACAUCCAAUUAGUGGACCUGCCUUCAUAUUCGAUUGCUAAUGAGACAUUUGCAGAUUAUAAAGCCACUGCUUCUGGUUGGGGCAGAACAGCAGACAAAUCUGCAGUCUUGUCAGACAGCUGGAAUAAAAUUGCAAGAAGCAGCAGCAGCAGCAAAGAAUCUGCAGAAGAAGAAGGCUACCUUGUGGAUGGCACUUCGGCAUAUCUGCAGAAGGUAACGUUGGACAUCAUCUCCAAUGAGAAAUGUUGGAAGUACUACGGUAGGAUGUCGGUGACUUCAUCCAUUCUAUGCGCCCAAGGAGACAAAAACAGGAGCACAUGUAAUGGAGACAGCGGCGGUCCUCUCACGGUCGACCACAAUGGAGGACACAUACUCGUCGGCGUGGUCAGCUUCGGAUCCGUUAGGGGUUGCGAACAAGGAAUUCCAGUUGCCUUCACCCGAGUCACCAGUUAUCUGACGUGGAUCGAAUCAGCAGCCGGUAUGAAGAUCAAUUCGACACAGUAG